AUAAACAAUGGCCGCUGCUGGAGUAUUCCUUCGGCGAACCGCAGUGCCGAUUUAUUCGAUUUUCAACCAUGUCCGCCGUCAAAAGUCGACAGUUUGCCAUAAAUUAAUUGUGACACAAUACGGAGAGCCGAUAAAAUCGUUAUCCAUGGUGGAAGACACUUUGCCAAGUCUUAAAUCCGACGAGGUCAAAGUUCAAAUGCUGGCAGCUACUGUGAACCCCGCCGACAUCAACACAAUCCAAGGCUCGUACGCCGUAAAACCAGACAUUCCCUUUAUUGGAGGAAACGAAGGUGUCGGUGAAAUUGUGGAGGUUGGGUCAGAAGUCACGCAGCUCAAAGUUGGUGACCGAGUUUUGCCUGCAAUUAAUGCAUGGGGCACUUGGCGCACAUAUGCCGUCUGCCCUCAACACCAAAUUUUUAAGGUCUCAUCAGACUUGAGCCCUGUAGAGGCUGCCACAUUGAGUGUGAAUCCUUGCACUGCCUACAGAAUGUUGAAGGACUUUGUCUCUUUAAACGGUGGCGAUGUCGUCAUUCAAAACGGAGCCAAUAGUGCUGUCGGACAGAGUGUGAUUCAGAUGUGCAAGGCGUUGGGAAUCAAGUCCGUAAACAUUGUUCGCAAUAGGCCUGAUAUCGACAUAUUGAAACAAGAAUUGGAAAAUCUUGGUGCUGAUGUUGUCUUGACUGAAGAGGAAUUGAGGACAACAGACAUUUUCAAGAGUAAAUCAGUUGCAAAACCAGUGCUUGGUUUGAACUGUGUCGGAGGUAAAAAUGCCUUGGAGGUCAUCCGGCAGCUGGCCAACAAAGGCGUUUUGGUCACGUACGGAGGAAUGUCUCGGGAACCUCUGACUGUGCCCACCACUGCCCUGAUCUUCAAGGAUCUCCGAUUUGUUGGCUACUGGAUGACCAGGUGGAAUAAAGAAAACCAAGGCAGCGAAAAGUGGGCCAAAAUGUAUGAGGACAUUACGUGGAUGAUUCUCGAGAAGAAGCUGCAACCUCCUAAACACAGGCUAGUGCCAUUUUCUGAUUUCAAAGAGGCCAUUGAUAAUGCAAUGACGUCCAAGGGCUUUACUGGAUGCAAGUACAUAUUUGACAUGAAAAAGUGAUGCAAAUAAAUUUUAAGUCGCAUUUCAAACACAA
Molecule: messenger RNA, 1136 nt
Organism: Neocloeon triangulifer
Lineage: Eukaryota; Metazoa; Arthropoda; Insecta; Ephemeroptera; Baetidae
Product: enoyl-[acyl-carrier-protein] reductase, mitochondrial
Exons: 4
Coding region: 8-1102 (364 amino acids)
Biological process (GO): fatty acid metabolic process
Cellular component (GO): mitochondrion
Molecular function (GO): trans-2-enoyl-CoA reductase (NADPH) activity
Source: RefSeq, a predicted model, not a curated record